AUGUCGAUUGAACUUGAAUACUUCCUCUGCAAGAACCGCAAGGACAGCAAAUGCUGUCGAAGGGAGCAUCGCUGCAAUAAUGAGCCAGUCAUCUAA
Messenger RNA from Sclerotinia sclerotiorum 1980 UF-70, 96 nucleotides. RefSeq lists its product as hypothetical. Bases 1 to 96 code for a protein of 31 amino acids. The record is from RefSeq and is a predicted model, not a curated record. Lineage: Eukaryota; Fungi; Ascomycota; Leotiomycetes; Helotiales; Sclerotiniaceae. The transcript has a single exon.